Oncorhynchus kisutch (coho salmon) is the source of this 1698-nucleotide messenger RNA. RefSeq lists its product as uncharacterized. The record is from RefSeq and is a predicted model, not a curated record. Gene Ontology annotation, cellular component: membrane. NCBI's taxonomy places the organism in Eukaryota, Metazoa, Chordata, Actinopteri, Salmoniformes, Salmonidae. The transcript is spliced from 13 exons. The coding region runs from base 123 to 1529 and encodes 468 amino acids.
CCACAUUUUACUUUCACUUUCACAGCCUCGGUAGGCAAGGCUAUGAACCACAUAGUGUUUUAGCAUAUCUCAUUUGAACUUACUUUUAUUUACUAUAGAAAUAAACGAACGAACUAACAAAGAUGUCCAAACUUAAGCUUAUCAGAUUGUGCUUCUGGUUUUAUCUGGUGCGAACCGUGGUCUCCAAAGAUGAUCUUUAUCAUGAAGUGGGAGGUGAGCUCGUGUUGACGCCGGACAAGUCCACAGUGCCUGACUCCAUCACAAGCAUCAUAUGGAAGCAUGGGAAGAACAAGGUGGCAGAGUGGGACCAGGCGUUUGGUGGUCUGGACAUCUAUGGUGCCUUCAAAGAGCGUACAACCCUGGACAAUACUACUGGAGAGCUGAGAAUCAGUGGAUUGAAGAAAACAGACAGUGGAGUUUAUUCUGUGGAGUUCAACAGCAAACUGCUUAAGACAUAUACAUUAUCUGUUUUAAAGGCAGUCCCCAAACCCACAAUCACUUCUUCCUGUAACCCAGACAAAACCUCCUGCAAUCUGACCUGUGAGGGCGACACCACUGAUGCUGAACCAGUCAACUACAGCUGGAAACAGGGAGAGAGGGCAUGGCAGGUCAUAGGAAAACAGCUAAGUGUCUCUAAAUCAACCAAUGGUAUCAAGUACACCUGCAAGCUGAGUAAUGCUGUUAGUUCGCAAGUCAGUGAGCCAGUUGGAGAGGUGUUUGGUUCAGAGCGUUCCAUUAUUGGUGCUGUUGUUGCUGCUUUGGUUGUCGUUGCCAUUUUAGCGUUUGCAGGAUUUUUGGUGUGGAAGAAAAAGACAGAAUAUUCCCAAGACACCUGGAUCGACUUUUUGAGAAAGUAUUUUGGUGGAAUUUAUGGUAGAAUUUGUGGGGAUGCAGGCAACAAUCAGAAUACUGUUGCCCUGGAUACAGUUUACAGCGUUGUAGGAGAGAAGUCUUCUAGAGAUUACUCCAUGAAUCAGAAUAAUAACAAUCAGCCCACUAACACAGGCAGUGAUGUAGUCCAGCCAGAACAAGGGAAAAGCAAUGCAGAUAAAGCUGAAAAGGGGCAGGGGAAUGAAGAUGUUCUUUAUCAUGAAGUGGGAGGUGAGCUCGUGUUGACGCCGGACAAGUCCACAGUGCCUGACUCCAUCACAAGCAUCCUAUGGAAGCACGGGGAGUUCUACGUGGCAGAGUGGGACCAGGAAUUUGGUAGUCUGGAGAUCUAUGGUGUCUUCAAAGGCCGCACAACCCUGGACCAGACUACUGGAGAGCUGAGAAUCAGUGGCUUGAAGAAAACAGACAGUGGAGUUUAUUCUGUGGCGUUCAACAGAAAACUUCUUGACAAGACAUAUAAAAUAUCUGUUAUCAGGGGCGAUGAUGAGACUAAAAUGAAUGGCAGCGCUGCACCAGGGGGCGACCUUGACGCCGCUGAAAAAAGAGAGGCAAAUGGAGAGGGGUCCGUGCUGCUGAAAGAAGACACGGUGAAGUACGACAAUGGAAAGGGGGAAGCAGAAGAGAAUUCAGCCUUGUAGGACGGACGCCAGGGAACUGUGGACCAGAGGCACCGUCCCAUCUUGACCACCAGCACUGGACGACAUGGGUGCCCCUCUGAGGUUGCGUUUUUUGUGGAUUUACCUUUUUUGAGAAAAAUCUGAAUUUAAUCAUUAUUGAGAAUCAUGGAUUUAAAAGAACUGAAUCUCU